ACGAACACUGUGGUCAUUGACAGAGGUCUCAAGAACCCUAAAUUCCAAAAUUAAACCUCCUAUAAAUGGAAAGCGAGUAAAACCAUUUUCCAUUGAUUUGGACUUGGAUAACCACCAUUCUUACGUGUCACCAGCUGUUUCCAAUCAUUAUCACCCGUCCCCACAAACCCUCUUCCACAAAUCAUCGCGAAACACAAAUCAUUUUCAUUAAGAAACAAAGGAAUCAAUUAUCCACUCAAUCUCUUUCUCUCUCUCUGCAAGUUGUAUAUACACAUGUGUAUUUAGGGCUUUUGGAAUAAGCAAAAACCUUGAAGGAUUGUAUAUACAGAGUAGGCAGAGGGAGAGAGAGAGAGAGAGAGAGAUGAUGGCGGAUUCUGAGAAACAGGUUGGUGCGGCGGUGGCGAUGGUGGUUGAGGAGGAGGAGAAAGAGCGAUUGAUUGAGCGGGUGCCGGUGUUGGAUUUUGAUAUAUUAUGUUCGACGGUAGCGAUGAAGACGAAUCAGGGGAAAUGGAAUAAAUUGGAAGAGAAUUACGAAGAAGAUGGUGGAGAAUUUGGAGGAGGUGUUUUCAGGAUGUGGGAAGGCGAUCUUCUUGACUGUUAUGAUGAUCGUAGAUUGGUUCUUCAAUCAUCCUUUUGCCCAUGGUAUCGAUUUGGAGAAAACAUGAGACUUGCUGGUUUUGGUUCUUGCUUUCUUCAGGGAUUCAUGUAUGCAAUCCUAGCUGGAAUUGCUGUUUGCAACAUUGUAGCAUUUGCAGUCACAAAGAAGCAUUGUUUCUUGUAUCUUGGAGUAUUUUUUGCACUCUCCCUAGGAACUUAUAUGGGAUUUUAUCGCUCCAAAAUGAGAAACAAGUUCAAUAUCAAGGGUAGUGAUGGUUCUUUAGAUGAUUGUGUAUCCCAUCUCAUUUGCCCUUGUUGCACCUUGGCUCAGGAAUCAAGGACAUUGGAAAUGAACAAUGUUCAAGAUGGGACUUGGCAUGGUAGAGGGGACACAAUGUGUAUAGGAACAUAUGUUGAAGGUGUCAAAGCCUUUGAGCUUAUACCUCCUACAAUUAUUUCAAUAGACUCUCCAAAACCCUUUUAUAUGACAAAGAAUACUAUUGUGGCCCAAGAUUCGCAAUCACAGUAGUUAUAUAUCGAGCCACAUUUAGAUGAAAGGCUUGUGAAAAUCUUGACAUGGGAAAAAGGGUCUUCUACCUAAAACCUCAAAAACCGAAUCACAUCCGUAAGGAACUAUUGGUGUUUACUAUGGAUCGAGAACAUCGCCAUUGCCCUCCAACUGUUUAAAAGAUCUCAAAAAAUGUGUGUGAUGAAUUGUAUAGUUUGAAAAUAUGUGGAAAAAAAAGAUGCAUGGAGUGUCUUUUGUUC
This is a messenger RNA of Lactuca saligna, 1365 nucleotides long. NCBI's taxonomy places the organism in Eukaryota, Viridiplantae, Streptophyta, Magnoliopsida, Asterales, Asteraceae. The record is from the annotation of a GenBank genome assembly.